AUGCAUGGAGUUGCUGGAGCCUAUGCACAUCGGAUCUUUGUCGAAGAACUCGGUGCGCAAGAAAGUUCUUUAUUGAACUGCGUACCCAAGGAGGACUUUGGUGGAGGUCAUCCCGAUCCAAAUAUGACCUAUGCUAAGGAGCUUGUGGUACAAAUGGGAUUAGGUAAAUCCGACACCGGAGUGGAGCCUCCAGACUUUGGUGCUGCUGCCGAUGGUGAUGCAGACCGUAACAUGAUCCUUGGUAAAAGGUUCUUUGUAACUCCUUCUAAAAGCAAGAGGCGGAAAAACAACAUAAAAAGAAAAAUACCUUCUGGAAUUAGUCGGCUUACACGGCUUGAGACUCUUGAUCUCUCUGACAACUUCGUCCAUAGUGACAUUCCUUUCUCACUAGACUAUCUACAAAGCUUGCAAUACAUAAGACUUAACAACAACUCUCUCUCUGGAAUAAUUCCUCUGUCACUAUCCAACAUGACUCAGCUUGCCUUACUUGAUUUAUCAUACAACAAUCUUAGUGCUCCUGUCCCAAGAUUUACUGCAAAUACCUUUAACAUCAUUGGGAACCCACUGAUCUGUCCAACGGGUAAGGAAUCAGACUGCAACGGAACUACACUGAUACCAAUGUCUAUGAACUUGAAUGAUACUGGAGCUCUUUUAAACACCAGUAGAUCCAAGAAUCACAAAAUGGCUAUAGCUGUAGGAGCUAGCGUUGGGAUUGUAUCAAUGAUCUUCAUUGCUGUUGGAUUGUUUCUCUGGUGGAGACAAAGACACAAUCAAAACACAUUAUUUGAUUUUAAAGAUGGGCAUUACCAUCAGGAAGUCUCACUAGGAAACUUGAGGAGGUUUGGUUUCAGGGAGCUUCAGAUUUCAACAAAUAACUUCAGCAGAAAGAACUUAUUGGGUAUACUUGGAGACAACACCGUGGUUGCGGUGAAAAGACUUAAAGAUGGGAAUGCAUUAGGAGGAGAGAUUCAAUUUCAGACAGAAGUAGAGAUGAUCAGUUUAGCUGUCCACAGAAACCUCUUAAGACUCUAUGGCUUCUGCAUCACGCAAGCUGAGAAGCUUCUGAGUAUUAGGAAGAGGAUAGCUAUAGGAGGUGCGACAGGGCUUGUGUAUUUACAUGAGCAAUGUGAUCCCAAUAUUAUCCACCGUGAUGUCAAGGCAGCUAAUAUGCUUCUUGAUGAUGACUGUGAAGCUGUGGUUGGUGAUUUUGGUUUAGCUAAGCUCUUCAAUCACCAAGAUACUCAUGUCACAACUUCCGUGAGAGGCACGGUAGGUCACAUUGCUCCUGAAUAUCUCUCAACUGGUCAGUCUUAUGAAAAAACCUAUUCUUUCGGGUUUGGGAUUCUUCUUCUUGAGCUUGUGCACAAAGAGCUCUUGAGUUUGGUAAAGCGGCUAACCAGAAAGGCGCAAUGCUUGAGAGAAACACACCACUGA
Eruca vesicaria subsp. sativa (arugula) is the source of this 1434-nucleotide messenger RNA. The record is from the annotation of a GenBank genome assembly. Lineage: Eukaryota; Viridiplantae; Streptophyta; Magnoliopsida; Brassicales; Brassicaceae.